Molecule: messenger RNA, 848 nt
Organism: Caenorhabditis elegans
Lineage: Eukaryota; Metazoa; Nematoda; Chromadorea; Rhabditida; Rhabditidae
Gene: R05H11.2
Exons: 5
Coding region: 165-632 (155 amino acids)
Source: RefSeq, marked reviewed
AGACAAUCGGUUCCUGGCACGGAAGGCACGGCGCCGCCAAGAGAAGGCGGAGUCAAGGCGGAAUUUGUUCGAAAUCUUAAGGAGGCCCCCUCCACACAGCUGACUGAUUUGGUUCAGUUACCUAAAUUCCAAUUUUGUUUUCUUUUUCGAUUCUUUCGGAGAAGAUGAAGUAUACAUGUGAAGCUAUGCGGCGAAUGAGCCAAUCUCAGAGCUCGGACACCUACUUCUACCAUCCUUAUCGUCAACGAAAAAACUCGACCACCUCGACCUAUUCGGAUUGUUCAAGUGUGUCAGGAAGUCCUUCAAGUUCCACAAUGACGUCUUCGCCUCCACCUCAAAACUUUUUUAACAUCUACGAUCGCUUGAAGGAGUAUAUCAGCGAAGUUCCAAAGGAUCCAGUUGUUUGUCAAAUCCUACUCGACAGCCUCGCCCAAAUCAUCGAGCUCGAGCGCCAACUCGCCGAUCUGGAACAAAAAACGGAAGAUCUGAAAAUGCGGCAAUCAAACACUCCAACUACAUCCGCCAAAUGGUACCAUGAGAAGGUUCCGGAAGACCUUAUCAAUGUGGAUGUGACUGAAUUUAAGCAUCUCGUUCAUUCAGCUCCUCUUGUCUACGACACUAUCUCCUAUUAAAAUUGAAUACUUAUAGACCUCAAGUACCCUCCCUUUCAACAGUGUCAUUUAACCAAUUUCCUUCCUCACUUUAUUCAACUCGUAUAUUACCCCCAAAAUUAUGAUCUCUUUCUUUUUGAAUUCGACAUUUCAACUGAUAUUUCAGAUGUUUCCCGGUGAAAACUAUUUAAUUAUCUCAGCGAUUUUGAUGCAGAAAUAAAUAUUUUUGCAUUAGUG